Messenger RNA from Ostrea edulis (European flat oyster), 1848 nucleotides. RefSeq names its product cyclin-dependent kinase 10-like. Gene Ontology annotation, biological process: regulation of mitotic cell cycle; protein phosphorylation. The record is from RefSeq and is a predicted model, not a curated record. The transcript has 15 exons. Gene Ontology annotation, cellular component: nucleus. The coding region runs from base 116 to 1255 and encodes 379 amino acids. Gene Ontology annotation, molecular function: ATP binding; cyclin-dependent protein serine/threonine kinase activity. Lineage: Eukaryota; Metazoa; Mollusca; Bivalvia; Ostreida; Ostreidae.
GGUACGAGUUGUCUCGCACCCAUUAUUGUCGUGCGUUUACGGUUUUCAUGUUUCAGAUUUUUUGCAAAAUGGCAAAUACAUAAAGUAUUUAUUGAAUAAUUUUUAUUAUUUAGUAAUGGAGAAGCAACUUGGUAAGGAUACUAAGCCAGGCUUUCUCUCAAUACUGACCGGCGAGUGGAUAGAUGUCCCCGAGUCGUCCCGACAUGGGAAGUGCCGCAGUGUCUCUGAGUUUGAGAAACUUAGCCGAGUUGGGGAAGGGACUUACGGCAUUGUAUAUAGAGCUAGGGAUAAAAAGUCUGAUACACUAGUGGCAUUGAAGAAAAUGAGAAUGGAGCGGGAAAAGAAUGGAAUUCCUGUCAGCGGUUUACGGGAAAUCAACAUUCUGUUAAACCUGCGACAUCAUAACAUAGUGGAACUUCAAGAGGUUGUAGUUGGAAAAAGUUUAGAAAGUAUCUUCCUGGUGAUGGAGUAUUGUGAGCAGGACCUGGCCUCAUUGCUGGACAACAUGUCUACUCCAUUUUCUGAGGCACAGGUGAAGUGUAUCAUGCUGCAGCUGUUUAAAGGACUGCGAUAUUUACACGAGAAUUUCAUAAUUCACCGAGAUCUGAAGGUUUCCAAUCUUUUGAUGACGGACAAUGGCUGUGUUAAAAUUGCGGACUUUGGGUUGGCUAGGAAGUAUGGCAUACCACAGAAACCAAUGACCCCUACAGUGGUAACACUGUGGUACAGAGCACCAGAGCUUUUGUUUGGAGCUAAGGAGCAGACAACAGCCAUAGACAUGUGGUCUGCAGGCUGUAUCUUUGGGGAGUUGCUGGCUCAUCGCCCUCUUCUGCCUGGGAGGUCUGACAUUCACCAAAUUGAGCUCAUCAUCGAAAUGCUGGGGACACCUAACGACAACAUUUGGCCGGGAUUUUCAAAGUUACCUGCGAUGGAAACUCUGUCACUGAAAAAACAACCGUACAACAACAUCAAACACACUUUUCCGUGGCUGACAGAUUCAGGAGUGAGACUCCUCAACUUCCUGUUUAUGUUUGAUCCGACAAAAAGGGCAACUGCUGAAGAUUGUUUAGAUUUCUCGUACUUCAAAGAACAACCAUUCCCAUGUGAUCCAGAGCUGAUGCCUUCGUUCCCACAGCACAGACUGAAAAGGAAAGCCCCAGUAGAGAAAGAAAAAGGGGAAGGAAGUAGCAAGCAAGCCGAGUCCAGUGAUUCCCUCCACUUGUCAGCGUCAAAGAAGAGAAGAUCAAAGGACUGAAAGAAAGUGAUCGACAGGAAAUGGAGAAAGCUGAGACAGACAGCUGAACCAAGCAGAAUCAGAGCAAUAUUUGUGACUGAGAAAGGAAUGAUGUGGUUUCAAGCAACUGUGAAAAGAUUUGAGAUUCAAGUGUGUGUAUACAACACCAACAGUCUUGGCACCCUCUGAAAUUUUUAUGUACAUAAUAUAUCAGAGGUGAUGUGGAACAAGAAGCCAUUUAAUCUCUCUGUGAUGAUGUGCUUUUGGAGAUCCUGGAAAAUGUCUUGAUACUAUAUAUACACACAGGACUGUAUGGACUCAUUAGUUAUAAUGCUGACUGCAUGGACUCAUUAGUUAUAAUGCUGACUGCAUGGACUCAUUAGUUAUAAUGCUGACUGCAUGGACUCAUUAUAAUGCUAACCUUGUAAUUUAAAACUUGUCCAAAUAGACAUGAAAAAAUUAUGUUCAUUUUAUUGACCAUUUUUAAUUGUGUAAAAUCAUGUGAUACAUUUAUACUGUUUUUGGAUUAUGCGCUUCAGACUUACAGGCUCCAAGCCAUGUUACCAAGUAACACAUACAUGUACUUCAAUGAAUAAAAUGCUAUUUCUGGUUGA